Molecule: messenger RNA, 1649 nt
Organism: Myripristis murdjan (pinecone soldierfish)
Lineage: Eukaryota; Metazoa; Chordata; Actinopteri; Holocentriformes; Holocentridae
Product: 5-hydroxytryptamine receptor 3A-like
Exons: 9
Coding region: 164-1489 (441 amino acids)
Biological process (GO): monoatomic ion transmembrane transport
Cellular component (GO): membrane
Molecular function (GO): transmembrane signaling receptor activity; extracellular ligand-gated monoatomic ion channel activity
Source: RefSeq, a predicted model, not a curated record
CCGAUAAGAGCGCCGGAGCCGAGCCUUUUCCACAGGUCAACAGUGCAAUUGAACUUGAAUCUGUUUGGUUUUUCUAUCAGACACCUGUUGGUCUGAAGUGUUUGUGUUAGAAAAGCUAUAAUACAGCUCCCUGCGGCCCCGCGUGCACACACAGCACGCAGCCAUGGCCGCUCUCAGGACUCUGGCUCUUCUCUCUCUGAUGGUUGGUGUUUCCACCGCUCUGGACAUGGACUGCUCCUACUUUGGUCUUCUGGAUCACUUAAACGUUUCAAGAGACAACCACGCGCUUGCAGACGUGCGGCCGGUAAAAAACUGGACCACCCCCACGCGGGUUCAGGCGGACCUUGUGAUUUUUGGUAUCCUCAAUGUGGAUGAGAAGGCUCAAACUUUAACCACACAGUCCUGGAGCACAAUGGCCUGGAAAAAUGAAUUCCUAACUUGGAACCCAUCAGACUUUUGUGGGAUCGACAAGCUGUUUGUUCAGAGAGAAAUGCUCUGGAUGCCAGAUAUCAUCAUCGUAGAGGAUGUUUCUGACACGGGGAGCGUCAGAAGGAGUCUGCAUGCCACUGUGUCGUCUGACGGCGUGGUGUCCGUCGGUCAAGCUCACCGGCUCACCACCACCUGCCAGAUGGAGCUGUACAGGUUCCCCUUUGAUACGCAAACCUGUAACAUCACCUUUACAUCCGUAACUGAGAUUGAAGGCACAGUGCUCGAAAUGGCCUCCAACGGCUCCGUCCUCACCAAGUACUCCGAGAGCCUGAUGAUCACGCAGGGAGAGUGGAGCCUCGGCAGCAUCAAAAUUUCCAAAGUGAACGUUAAGGCAAAUUACACUCACCAGCUGUCUUACCAGGUGACCAUAGAGAGGAGGCCGCUGCUGUACGUCAUGAACCUCCUGCUCCCGCUCCUCUAUUUCCUCGUCCUGGACGUCGCCUCCUUCUUCAUCUUUGAGGCCAGAGGGGAGAAGCUGAACUUCAAAGUGACCAUCCUGCUAUCCUUCUCUGUCUUACUGCUGAUUCUUCAAGACAUCCUGCCCUCCACCACAGACACGCUGCCGCUGAUAGCUCUUUACUGCAUUGUGAUCUUCACCCUGGUGUGGAUCAGCGUCCUGGAGGCCAUGCUGGUGAACUUCCUCUUCGACCUGGACAAGGCUAAGCGCGCCACCUGCAGCGGUGUGCACACUCCGGCAGAAACCAGAAUUUUGGUGCCAGAAGAAUCUGCUGGUGAGGCAGAGAAAGCUGAGGAGAAGCCAGGGAAGUACCAGCUGAGUCUGAGGUGGCCCAGUGACGUCGUCCUGCUGAAACUGAUCCUGGAGGAAGUGAAGGUGGCUCGCCAGGAGUAUGACUCCACCGUCAGAGAGGAGCAAGAGAGAAACCAGCCGGGAUCCUAUGAAAAAGUGGCCAGAAUCAUAGACUCUGUGUUCUUUGUCACCUAUGUUGUGGUCAAUGUAGGAUUUCUGGUGUACAUGCAUAAUGCAUGGCUUGUCAAAUAAUGUUUAUAUGAACAGCUCGUGUGUAAAUAUGAUGCAUUGAUGGUGUGGGUUUUGUAAAACUUAUGUCCAUAUCUCAUUAUUAGCAUGGUCUUUCUUGUAGUUCAGCAUUUUGUCAAUAAACAUACCUUUUUAUCUGCGGAAUAGCAUUUACCCACCUGCA